CAUCUCCCUCCCUCUCCUGUCCACCCGCUACUUCAUAUACCGCCUCGUUCCCUCUUGCACCCUCCCUUCGCCCUCUAGGUAGCCUCGAUAGCUGUACUUACGACUGAAUACAAGAUCUUGCCAACCCUCCCCGCCCCGCGCAAAUCUCCGCGAGAAAGAGUCGGGAAAGAAAGGACAGGUGCCCCUCCUUUGUUGGCAACCUGGAAAAAGAAUCGCCGACGCCUCUUGCUUUUCUGCUUUGAUAGCCGGCGACUUACACCUCUCACCUGACGUGGACGCUUGCCUCGACGAGAAGCUAUACGAGUUGUAUCGACGAGGAAAGAGAACACGGAAAGCUGAGAGUGGGAGAAGCUGCUCGUCAACUGUUGCGCUUUCCUAUCUUCCUUAUAUAGCUUGCUCUGCUCCCCAAGGACUUGGACUGGAAUACCCUGGACCUCGUGACCGGGUCAGGAGCAAUUGGGCCAUCUGCAGGACACUUGAUUGUUGGUUCGAUGCUGGGAGUGGUUGUUCACUACUGCGACAGUUGCGGCUACAGCACCCCUGUCGAGUACUCCGCGUCGGUCUGGAUACAAGAGCAUACUUGCAAUCACUGCGGCAGCAAAACCUUGGGCGCCAGAGUUUCGGGAGAGAGUAAGACCACCAUGAACACUUUCCAGCACGAUGAGCUCUCGCAGCUCUUUGCCAAGCUUUCGACGGAGCAGCAGCAGAAGGUCAUUGCCGAGCCGCAAUACGAAGGACAGGCUCGAGCAAUUGUCGAGCAGAUACAAAUGGUUCCCGAGAAGAUCGAUGCACCCCUCACCUUUGCUUCUGCACAUUACACCCACUCUACGCAUCUCACAACAGAUACGCAGUCCGAGCCCGCUCGAUCUCCCCCGCCACCAUAUCGAGAGUCGAUAAUGCCUGCGGGCAUGGCUGAGAUGCUCCUUCAGCAUAGCAUUGAACCAACUUCAUUGCUUCCUAAUCAGAUUGAGCUUUUUGCGGGCGCAGACAAUGAGCAGAGGCUUCGUCUGCUUGAGCUUUGGAGGAUCGCACCGCCAAGCUACACGCUUGAGCAGCACUUUCAGGCGCAGCACGAGGCGACGAGCGUUGAGAAGGAAGAGGCAGAAGCCAGGGCAAGGUAUGAGCAGCAAAUGCAAUCCCGAAUCUUACCGCGUGAGGAUCACGAUUUCGAUACGUACGUCUCGGAGCCCGUCAGCCCACCUGCUGUCCGUGCCCGGGCUGCGAGUAUUGCGAGCGGAGCUGCGUACCUUGCCAAAGGCGAGGCAGAGCCGUACAUGAGCAACGGCUAUCAGCAGAUGCACUCGGACCCUGUGUAUGCUGCAGGACUGUGGCAAGCGCCUAGUUAUGCCCAGGCGCAGCACCAGCAGGCGAUGGAGGAUCAGUACGGCAUGUACGAGCAGAUCAGGUGUCACGCAGACUGGGAGAGGAUGAAUCAGCGAGCGAUGGAUGCGCAGCUCGGACAGGACGACGAUAUGGUGAUGUAAAUGCAGCAAAGUUAGAUACCAUCGUGUUUUGCUUCUUCUUUUGAAUGAAGGAUUUUGUUUUUGUGGCCGAAAUCAGGUACUUUCACGAAAUGAUAUUGAAAGCACGGAAGUUGCAUGAACUGAUCUGACUUGAAGGGUAGAGCUGUCCACGAGAGAUGGUAAUGGCUCCCGUGACACACUUUCGCACAUCUCUGUCUUGAGGCCAGACCAAGAAGCAGAGACCUCCUCAUUCAAGCAAGAUCAAUCGUACUUGCAG
Messenger RNA from Cercospora beticola, 1740 nucleotides. RefSeq lists its product as uncharacterized. The record is from RefSeq and is a predicted model, not a curated record. Lineage: Eukaryota; Fungi; Ascomycota; Dothideomycetes; Mycosphaerellales; Mycosphaerellaceae.